UUUCUAUUUUCCACGUGAUUCUGGCCGGUGAGCCCCAGGGCUCAUUCCUCUGGCCUCCAUGCAGCCAUCUGUAUUUCCUUUCCUCUCUUUGCACCAGGUUCAGCGCCCCCUGGAUCGCCUCUUCUGCUCUGUUGUGACUGUUGCUGAGCAAAAGUACCAGUCCACCUUGUGGGACAAGUCUAAGAAAUUGGCGGAGCAGGCUGCGGCCAUUGUCUGUCUGCGGAGCCGGGGCCUCCCUGAGGGUCACCUGGGUGAGGAGAGCCCCUCCUGGCACAAGCGCAAGCGGGAGGCCACUGACCAAGACCCUGGGGGUCCCAGAGCUCAGGAGCAAGCGGUGCCUGGGGAGCUGUGCAAGAAGCUCUUUGUGGCCUUGGGAAGUGGUGAAGAGAGCCCCCGGGAAGGCUGGUGACCAUUGUCCCUACCUUGGUCAGCAGCUUCAGGAGCCUGGCCAUAAGAUGUCUGUGGGUGCCGAGCAUGAACCAGACGCCAUUGGACAAUUCUCUGACUGUUCCUGGCAGGAGUUAAGAGGUCCUGACCUGGGGCAUCAGCCUGGAGCACAGGCUAAAUGGUACCUAGGGUGCACAUCUCCCUUGGUGGGUCUGAGUAGCAAGGCCAAGUUCCCAGUGACCUCAUAUUUUCUUUGAAAACAGGAGCUUUUCAGGUGGCACCUUCUCAACCUGACAUUGGUACAGUGCAAUAAAGAUCCCCCCACCCUUACCCAUGGCUGGCUGCUUUAGCCUUGGGCAUCUUCACACA
Molecule: messenger RNA, 756 nt
Organism: Ailuropoda melanoleuca (giant panda)
Lineage: Eukaryota; Metazoa; Chordata; Mammalia; Carnivora; Ursidae
Product: tRNA-dihydrouridine(20) synthase [NAD(P)+]-like
Exons: 2
Coding region: 59-409 (116 amino acids)
Molecular function (GO): tRNA binding
Source: RefSeq, a predicted model, not a curated record